AUGAGAUACGGUCUGAUAGCCUGGGGAGGGACAACAGCCACAAACCUCCACAGAGUGCUUGUCAUCCAAAAAAGAGCAAUCAGAACUUUAAAAGGCCUUGGACCACUGGACACAUGCCGAGCAGCCUUCAAGAGUCUAGAAAACAGAGAAGAACAAAUUGAAGAAUUGCAACAGCAGCUUGCUCAAGCAAAUGCUAGUCUUGCUGAAAGUAAAGAGAUAAUCACUCAACUGAGAGCACAACUUAAAUCUAAACCAAGCAAACAAGGGGAGUCUCCAAGACGGAAGAAGAUGGAAAAGGAGCUGUCUGAAGCCCAGAGCAGGCUGAAGUUACUAGAGGCCAGAGUAGCAGAUGCAGAGAAUGAUGCUGAAGUGAAAGCAGAAGAGAUGACAGAAAUGGUAAUUCAGCUGAGAGAAUAUGAAACUGGAGUGUUUGGCUUGCCCGAAGCAAUGGAACAAAUCAAAGAACUCCAAAAACAGAAGAAGAUCAGAGAUAGGCACAUUGAGCAGUUGAUUCAGGCUGGGAAUCAACUGCAGGCAGAUGCCAACUUACUCGAAGAGGAAAAUCUUGCUCUGAGAGAAAAGUUAGGGUUAGACGUGGAUGCAGUUGUCAGAGUGGAUGGAGUGUUGGCCAAGUACAAGGCUGACCAGACAAAGCUUAGUGAGAUAACUCAGCAGCUGGAGUCAGCAAACAACACUCAACUUACACUUAAAGUACAGAAUAGAAUCUUUAAAAAGACUAUUAGCCGGUUGAAAAGUCAACUGAAGAAUGUUGGGUAUGAGCCAGAGGUGAUCAGCUCCGAGGAAGACUCUUCUCGCCAACCCCCAGUUGUUGUUCAAGGUAUUAGUGAAGAAACCAAAGAAAUGUUGAUCAGAGAAGCAGAACUACUGGAGAAUAAACUCAAGGAUGUCGUAGAUGAGAAUGAAGCUCUUAGAAAAGGCAUGCAUGAAAUCCUUGACAGUGUUCGUAGCCAUGAUGGAGCAAGUACAGUGCAAAUAGAAUCUGCCUGUCUGGAACGGUUACUGGAGGCUCUGGACUCCAGACACUUGAGCGGAUGGUAUCACCCUGCCAUGAGACUUCAAGCCCAGUUAAACAUGGUAGAAGGAAAUAACGCUGCUCUUAGAGAGCAACUUAGAAAUUCCAGAUUAAGUGAACACGAGGCAUCAAUAAAACUUCAAAAAGCUUUGAGUCAAGUUGAGGUUUUGCAACAUGAACUCCAAAACUUUGCUGCUAAACCCUUUAGGGAAGGGACGCCAGGUGAUGUGCAAUCGCCAGAAGCCCAAGAUUUCAAAGGUUCUCAGGAUCCUGAAAAGGAAAACGGUUACCACACAAAACUAGAGCAAGAUUUAUCAAACCUCGUGAAGAAGCUGAGUGAAACAGAGUUGUCGAUGGCUGAGCAGAAGGAGAUAUAUGAAAGUGAUAAGGAAAGUUGGCAGAAUGUGAGGGCAGGUCUGCAGAAUGAGGUUGAUACUCUCACAGAGAAAGUAGCAGUUCUGUCUGCAGAAGUUAAAGAAUACUCCGAAAAUUGGAAGACACUAGAAGAAGAUCCGGAUACUAUGAAAAGUUCACUAGCAAAUGCUACGAUUAGGUUGGCUGCUAUUUGUGCAGAAAAUGAAAAGUUAAAAAGAAAAUGCUCAGUUCUACAAGAGUUGGAUUUGCGAGCUAGGAAUAACAGAGACAUGCUUCAAGAAGAGCUGGCAGCAGUUCAACAAACUUCAGUUCACAAAAUAGAAGAAUUGAAACAAGAAAAGAAUAAAUUGGAAGCAGAUUUCCAAAUGCUGAAAAAUAUACAUGCAGAAUGCUUUUCUUACAAUGAACUUGAAGAACUGAGGCUGGAAUUCAACAAAUUGACUGUUAAGCACAGAGAGCUCCUUGCCAACAAAACUAUAAUAGAUCAAAUGAACAGCAAGUUAAUUAACCAACUCAAGGUAGAAAUUAGUCAAUACCAGGAGAGUUUUGAUAAAAUAAUUACUAAAUCUGAAGAUGCAAAUCAGAUAUCUGAUAAACAGAAGUCUUUGAUUUCUAAUAAACAAACUGAAGAGAUUAGUAAAGACAUGAAGAGUCAUUCGGAAAAAAUGUACAAACUUGUGAAAGAUCAGCUGAAGGAGUCCGAAGACCACUGUAAGGACUUAGAGAAACAGUUGGCAGCACUGGUCCAGCAGAAUCUGACCUCACAGUUGGCAGAGGCAGAGCUUCGGGACCAGCUUGUGGACAGUGUGCCUCACUCUCGCUUUAUCGAUGUCAAGACGCAGCUGACAAACAGUGAAAAACUUAUUGUAGAGCUGAAGGCAGAAAGCAUCAGACUGCAAGAGAGUGUGGUUCAAGCUGAGAGUCGCGUGAAAGAUCUGGAACAGUUGAGACACUGUCACGGCUACCAACACGAUGCUCUGCAGCGCCAAGUGUUGGAACUGACUGCAUCAAGCGAAGACAAGCUCACCAUCGGUCGCUUGACAAGAGAGCUGUUGAGGGCCCAGGAAAGUGAGCUGGCCUCUGCUGAUCAAGUGAAGGAGCUGAAGGACAAAAUAGAAAAAUUGGAAAACUUAUGUUCACAACAAGAAACCAAGAUGAAAACUCUUCAAGAUCACCAUUGUUCUGAGAAAACUGAUAUGAAAAAUAAGUACAGGUGGCUGUCAAGAACUGUCAGUGAGCUGCACCAGCGCUAUCUGGGUCACAUGUCGCUGCUGUCAGAAGAGAGUCUCCAGGCUCUACUGGCUCAGGCAAAUUUUGAAAAAACAAACGCCUUACAGUUGGCCAUGACUUCGCAUAGUACUGACAAGCUUAUGGAAAUUCUGAAAGAUAAAAUCAAUGGUGUAGAGGGAAAUACAGCUCUCAAAUUACAGGAACUGAAACUAAAAGUCAAUGUCCAAACUUUGGAAUCACAACUACAUCAAACUGAAGGACAGUUGCAGAGGAUAGAAAAAGUGAAUUCUAUUCUACAAGAAGAGUUAUUAAACCAAGAAAAAAUUUGGGAAAAGAAGCAACUAAUAUGGGAACAGAAAUUGCUGAAAAUUACAGCAGAUUCUGAAAAUACAGAUGAGAAGGUCCCACCGAUUGAUAAUGAAUUUCAAGAUCAGAAUAAAAAGGCACCACAAAAUAUUACUGAGGAGAAAGUUGAAUCAUUGUCAAAAAAUACAAACAAGAAAGAAGAAAAAGAAACAAUGACUUCACCGAAAACGAAGGACUUUCCUGAAUCACCAUUUAUAAUUGAAUCGGAAAAUUUAAAAAUCUUAAACAACCAACUGAAUCAGGUAACAAUGGUUAUGAAUGAGCAGACCAAGAAAUUGAACUUGUGUGAAACAGAAAUGACGGAGCUUCGGAGUAGAGUGGAGGCUUUGAGGAAACAGUUGGACGAAAAAGAAAGAAAACUGGAAGACAAAGAAAGAGAAUUACUAGAGCUACACACUUCCAUUGCUGAUAAAGACCAAAUUAAACUUGAAGAAGAAUCCACUGAAAUUCUUGCCUUAAAGGCAACGGUGGCCAGCCUGCAGAACAUUGUGAACCAGAAGGAGGAGACCAUAGGCAGAUACCAGAAUCUGCUCCAGGAGUGCAGAGACGAGCACAGUGCCACGGUUGCCAACCUCCAGAAGGAGCUGAGCAAUCUCCAGUUGACCCUGGACAAAAAGGAAAUUUCUUUUGCUAAAGAGAAGAGCAAGGACAAUGAAGGAGACAGGAGCUCAGCAAUGAAGGUUAUUCUAGAGCGGUACCUGGCUAGAGUACGGCAGCUGGAGGAUGACCUGGCACAGUGCCGGGACCAAGCCGCACGACUGGCACUGGAACUGAGCAACAGUCAGCAGCAGACCGAGCGCUGGACUCACACGGCCGAGGAGCGGCUCAAGACCAUUCAGGAGAUGAAGCAGAGAUUGGACAGCGCCAGGAGUAAAGAAUAUUUAACUGAUUCCAAUUCAGACCUGAUGGAAAAAUCUACAGAAAUUGGCGAGCUGAACAAAAUUAUAUCUAAUCUCAAGUCUAAACUCGAUUCUAAGGAGUCAGUGUCUGCUACUAGGGAUCGCUUGAGAGGAGAGCUGGACCGAGCAAACAAGAAAUUGGAAGUUGUUCAGAAUCAAAAUACGGAGCUCAAAACUGAAGUUCAGAGAUUAAGGAAGCAACUCACUCUCAGACAGAGUAGUACUCCUAAGUCUGAAACAGUGAGUACAGCUCGAGAAGAGGUUUUGCAGAAGAAGAUUAAACAAUUAGAGGAACAACUAACCGAAUAUCAAGAAAUCAUACAAAGGGGAAAGGAGAUUCACAAGUCAAAGUGUGAUGAAGAAUUUGGGAAAUGGGAAGAAAGAAAGCGAUGGCAAGCCAGCAACGAGAAACUGAAGACACACUUAAAAGAAAAGAGUAGUCAAGUGGAAGCGUUAAGGGCCAACGUUGAGAGAUUAAAAGAAACAAUAAUUCGUUUAGAGAAAGAAAAAAUUACCCUUGAAGGAAAAUUGAAAUCAACAAAAGCUCCCAACAUAUCCCAAAGUCUAAUUGACGAGCUUGAAAGAGACAGAGCAAAACUCCAAGAAGAACUCAAGGCUGUUAGAAUAACAAAUCAGAUAAAGUCCUCCCCGGGUUCAUCAUUGGCAGAUGUAGUCGAGGCUCAAGAAAGAAAGAUAGCUACUUUAAAAAUUGCACAAAAGGGUGAAUCUGCAUUAGCUGAAGAAGUAGAACGGCUUUUAGAGAGAAAAAGCAGAUUGCAACAAACAAAUUUGAGAUUAGAAGCUCAAAAUUUGGAACUAAAAAUGCAACUUGAAAAGCAUCGCUUGACCGACUUAACACCACGUGAUCCACAGGAUUUGAACUCGGAAACUGAAAGUGUUGGGGCCUCUCCGAAAGGGCGAAAUAAAACCAGUAAGCAGCGCGGGGACUUGGAACGAGCAGUUGUUGUAUUGAAACGGGUCGUAGAAAAAUUACAAGCAGAGAACAAGAAACUACACGCUGCAAGGUUAAGUGAUGUCCACGACAAGGGUUAUGUUGAGAAACUGCAAAUAGAGUUACAGAGAUGCCAGGAGAACUAUUUAGAUUCUGUGGAUAAGUGCUCAAUUCUGGAGGAGGAGCUACAAAAAUGCAAGGAGAAACUGAAGCUCUUCGAGCACGAUGAUUUAGCGGAGGAACUUAUUUUAACAAAAUCUCAACUUGCUCAAAAGUGUCAACUACUCAGCAAGGUCAAAGUACUUCUGGAAAAUGCAGUCAUUCGUGAGAAAGCCCUCAAAGAGCAGGUGUAUGACCUGGAGAAACUGGUACCUCCUGAGCGUCUCCGAGGAACGUAUCAUGAGAGAAAAACAUAACAGGUGACUGGUCACCCAAAUUGCCUUUCCAGUUUGAUCUCCCAGUGUUGGAUU
Molecule: messenger RNA, 5325 nt
Organism: Homalodisca vitripennis (glassy-winged sharpshooter)
Lineage: Eukaryota; Metazoa; Arthropoda; Insecta; Hemiptera; Cicadellidae
Product: centrosomal protein of 290 kDa-like
Exons: 35
Coding region: 1-5271 (1756 amino acids)
Source: RefSeq, a predicted model, not a curated record